Hibiscus syriacus is the source of this 969-nucleotide messenger RNA. RefSeq names its product pectinesterase 31-like. The coding region runs from base 1 to 954 and encodes 317 amino acids. Gene Ontology annotation, molecular function: pectinesterase activity. Gene Ontology annotation, biological process: cell wall modification. Lineage: Eukaryota; Viridiplantae; Streptophyta; Magnoliopsida; Malvales; Malvaceae. The record is from RefSeq and is a predicted model, not a curated record. The transcript has 6 exons.
AUGGCGGAACCAAGGGUAAUCACGGUGUCCCAAGACGGCCACGCCGACCACAAAACAGUACAGGAUGCCGUAGACGCCGUCGCAUCCAACGGCACCACUCGAACAAUCAUUCGGAUCUCACCUGGUACUUACAGGCAACCCGUUUUCAUUCCCAAGGACAAGAACCUCAUCACCAUAGUCGGUGUCCGAGCUGAGGACACUAUUCUCACAUGGGACAACACCGCUACUAAAAACGAACAUCACCUUGAUGAGAGUGUGAUUGGAAAAGGCACGUUUGGUUCCGGGAGUGUGAUGGUGGUAGGAGACGAUUUCAUUGCUGAAAAUGUCACUUUUGAGAAUAGUGCUCCAGAGGGUUCACACCAAGCUGUGGCAUUCAGGGUGACAGGAGAUCGGGGUGCAUUCUAUAGUUGCAGAUUUCUGGGGUGGCAGGACACCCUUUACCUGCACCAGGGAAGGCAUUACGUGAGAGAUUGCUAUAUCGAAGGAAACAUAGACUACAUCUUCGGAGCUAGUACAGCUCUCUUCGAACAUUGUCAUCUCCACUGCAAGUCACCUGGUUUCGUAACCGCGCACAAACGCAUUACCGCCGAGGAAACAACCGCUUAUGUGUUUCUGAGAUGUGUCAUAACUGGCAACGGAGAGCCGGGGUACUCAUUCCUCGGGCGUCCAUGGGAACCCUUUGCAAGGGUGCUGUUUGCAUUCACUUUCAUUGAUAAAUGCAUAAAAUCCGAAGGUUGGAAUAACUGGGAGGAUCCAGAAAAGGAGAAGACUGUUUGCUUCUACGAGUUCAGGUGUUUCGGACCGGGUGCGCAUCGGAACGAACGAGUGGCCUGGUCGAAAGAACUGAACAACGAAGAAGCAGAAGUGUUCCUUGUGCAUAAAUUCAUCGACACUGAUCCAGAACACUCUUGGCUUGCUCAGAGAAUGGGCCACAGAAUCCCAGUUAAUGCCUAGAAAUCAUUGCUAAGC